This is a messenger RNA of Spirodela intermedia, 3159 nucleotides long. The record is from the annotation of a GenBank genome assembly. Lineage: Eukaryota; Viridiplantae; Streptophyta; Magnoliopsida; Alismatales; Araceae.
AUGAACGGGUUCGUUCGCGCAGUCAGCAUGCGGGGCCUCGCCGUCGCCGUCGCUCUGCUGCUCGUCGCGGCGGCGGGGAUCGCCUCGGCGGCCGGCGGCGAGAGGAAGGUAACUGACGCCUUCCGUUGGUCGUCGGCUGAGUGAAUCAGGAAGGUUGAGGGAGUUGGAAGAUUAACGUGGUCUUGUUGCAGCAGAAAUAUAUAGUGUACAUGGGAGAUAAACUUCACCCAAGCGUGGACGCAGUCGCCGCCCACCAUAGCCUUCUGGCGGACGUCCUCGGAAAGUAUGCGAGACGGAGACCCCUCCUGCUGGCUCUUUCUUGGUGCUCUUGUUCUUCUUCUUUGAUUGUAACGUGGGCGUGUUUUUUCAUGUGUUCCUCAACGGUGGCAGCCAUGAUGACGCCAAGGGCUCCAUCUUCCACAGCUACACUCGCAGUAUGAACGCCUUCGCCGCGAUGCUGUCCCCGGAGGAGGCCAGCAAGGUGUCCGGUAGGUUGCACCGGUGAAGUCCAUGAUCUUCUUCCCCGUUCAAGGUUUGACGGGGGAGGAAGUCAUCUUUCUGUCUCUCUACCUCUCUUUCUCUAUCCAUCUCUGCCUUUUGUUAAUCUCAGAACUGGAGGAUGUUAUCUCCGUCUUCCCCUGCAAAACUCGGAGGAUGCAGACGACGAGGUCAUGGGACUACAUUGGCUUAUCUCCUGAAGUCAAGAGGAGACAGGCCGCGGAGAGUGAUGUAAUCAUCGGCAUGAUCGACUCCGGUAAUUUUCCCUGGAACGAUCUCGGGGAGGCUUUCAGAUCUUACCGACAACUUAGUCAUCCUCCAUGGCCAACAUUAACAGGCAUCGACCCGACCCUGGAGAGCUUCAGAGAUGAAGGCUUCGGGCCUCCGCCGGCCAGAUGGAAGGGGACCUGCGGCCCUUACGAGAACUUCAAGUGCAACAGGUAAUGUCAUCACGGCUCUCGCUCGUUGUGUUAGCAAGAAAAAUAAAGACCAAAUUUUUUUUCACAGGUAAUGUUAUCUUUCUGGUGCAGAAAAAUCAUCGGAGCGGAAUUCUUCCGGCACUCUCUGCAGCUCCCGAUUGGUGAGAGCGCCUCCCCUCUGGACAUGACGGGCCACGGCUCGCACACGGCGGCCAUCGCCGCCGGGUCGCUCGUCCAGAGGGCGGAGUUCUUCGGCCUUGCGGGAGGGACCGCGAGGGGAGGCGUCCCGUCGGCGAGGAUCGCCGUCUACAAGGUCUGCUACACUGACCACACCUGCAAUGACGAGGACGUGCUGUCGGCGUUCGAUGCCGCCGCAAACGAUGGGGUCGACAUCAUAAACCUCUCUCUGGGGGGUGACUACGGGUUGACGUUGACGGAUGCCCUCGCCGUCGGGUCCUACCACGCGAUGAAGUUCAACAUUCUCACCGCCGCCGCCGCCGGCAACCAAGGCCCCUUCCACCGGUCCAUCAUGAACUUCUCCCCGUGGAUGCUCACCGUCGGCGCCAGCACCGUCGACCGCCAGCUGAGAACAGAUCUCAUCCUGGGCAACGGGGAGAGGAUCACGGUGAGCGUCGACGGCUCCACGGCAGAACCCACCAACCAUCAUCGGGUUUUUCUGACCACAAGUUUCUCUUGCACCUUCAGGGAGUCUCGGUGAACACCUUCGAGACGCCCAACCAUACCAUCCCGAUCAUCCGCGGCUUCGACGCUAGCGCAGAGUUGGGUUUGGAGCUGUCGGCCAUGUAAGUUCACUUCUGAGAUUCCUCCAUCAAGACCACCGUUUGUGACCGCUUUCAUGGGGAGGCGAAGGGCUAACAGAGAGGGUCUGUGGCUCCUGGUGCAGGAGGUGCAUGCCCGAUUCGCUGAAACCUGAGGCCGUGAACGGCAAGAUCGUGCAUUGCCUGGUCACCGGCGGCGCUGGGACGUCGGACGAGGCGGUCCGAGAAGCGGGAGGGGCCGGCAUGAUCGUCCAGGUGUACACCAUGACCGACACCCCUGAGGUCUUUCUCGUCCCGACGACAGUGGUAGCGAAGGAUGACGGCAAGAGGGUCGCCUCCUACCUGAAAUCGACCAAGUGAGUGAAGAAGGAGAUCUCGUGCUCUCCGUUAUAUUAUUCAGCUCUUCAUUCUUCUCCAUUGCUCCGUGCUCUCAGGUCUCCGGUGGGAACCAUUGCCAAGUCCUACGCCAUAAACAUGAGCAACCCAACAGUGCCCUCCUUUUCCGGCAGGGGACCGAACCCUGUUUACCACAGCAUUCUCAAGGUGAUCAACUCGCCUUCUGGUCUACCAGGGUCCUUUCUAACGAAGCUCUAACUUGGCGCCGGUGUGUGCGGGCAGCCGGAUAUCGUCGCACCAGGGGUGGACAUACUGUCGGCGCACCCCAUGUACGUGCCGAUCACCGGGAAUAAUGACCCGCGGCGCUCACGUUUCAACAUCCUCUCCGGCACAUCGAUGUCCACUCCCCAUGCGGCGGCCGUAGCGGCAUAUAUCAAGAGCUUCCACCCCGACUGGUCCCCCGCGGCGAUCAAAUCCGCCAUGAUGACCACAGGUGACGUCGUCCGGAUCUCCCUCGGUCUCCUUUUCUUCUGCUCUUGUCGCCGGCAGGUUUUGAUCAUCUCUCUCCGCCUGCAGCCGUCGUGAUGACGAGGGAGAGCGCAAACAUCAGCGAUGUCGAGUACGCCUACGGUUCUGGCAUGAUCAACCCAGUGAGGGCCGUUGACCCAGGGCUGAUCUAUAACAUCGGCAGCCUCGAUUGGUUGUCCUUCCUCUGCGCACAGACGACCAACCAGACGGCCAUCAGGAUCCUCUCCGCCCAGGACAAGCUGGUCUGUACCGACCUACCCAAGAUCAGGCCCACCUACGACAGCCUCAACUACCCGAGCUUCCACUUUCACGUGGAAGACUCAUCGAAGGGGAAGACCGCCGUCUUCCGGCGGAGCGUCACCAACGUCGGCGACGGGGCCGCCGUCUACAAGGCCACCAUCGAGGCACCUCCCGGCGUCAACGUCACCGUCAAGCCGAGUACGAUCCAAUUCAUUGUCCGCAGGCAGAGUAAGUCGUUCAAACUGGUCGUUAGGACGACCCCGCAGGGGCACCGCCCACCGUUGAUCGUCUCCGGCUCCCUGACGUGGAGCGACGGCGUUCACUCCGUCCGCAGCCCCAUCGCCGUUCACUUCUCUUGA